GACGUGCAUCCUGACAAUGAUUUUCAUAACUUUGUACAACAGCGAUAUGGAAGGGAAACCAAAAUUUUUCUAACCGUACUUUCUCAUACGCAUGCGAACAGCACCAAAUACUAACGUAUUACAAAGCAUUGAUUUUCAGCCUAUACCAAUCGAGCGACAAUCGAGCGGACAAGCAGCUGCAGCACAGACUUAUGAGCCGAAUGCCGAUUAACGCACCGAGCAAAAAUGGCGGAUGACAAGGAUCCUCUGAAACAGUUAAGAGAUCUAACACAGCUCAAAAAUCAGCUGGAGGAGAUCCAGAGGCGAGUAGAGCACGAAGUAUCUGCAGGAAUUCCCCAGGGUGGUUCAGUGUUGGGAUCGCCAUUUUUGAAAGGCUUUUUGGCCGGUUAUGUGGUGGCCAGACUACGUUCAUCUGCCUUCCUGGGAGUACUGCUGGGAACAGUCACUGGCAUGUAUGCAGCGCAGAAUUAUCAAGUGCCCAACAUUGAAAGGACCUUUAAGGACUACAUGAACAACUUGAAAAAAGGACCGAAGUAAUCUGGGA
Messenger RNA from Pelmatolapia mariae (spotted tilapia), 544 nucleotides. Its product is annotated as SLC35A4 upstream open reading frame protein. NCBI's taxonomy places the organism in Eukaryota, Metazoa, Chordata, Actinopteri, Cichliformes, Cichlidae. The coding region runs from base 226 to 537 and encodes 103 amino acids. The transcript is spliced from 3 exons. The record is from RefSeq and is a predicted model, not a curated record.